Molecule: messenger RNA, 2035 nt
Organism: Aphidius gifuensis
Lineage: Eukaryota; Metazoa; Arthropoda; Insecta; Hymenoptera; Braconidae
Product: fatty acid-binding protein homolog 6-like
Exons: 3
Coding region: 378-788 (136 amino acids)
Biological process (GO): fatty acid transport
Cellular component (GO): nucleus; cytosol
Molecular function (GO): fatty acid binding
Source: RefSeq, a predicted model, not a curated record
GUAUAUUUAUCAAUAAUUUUUCAUAUGAAUUUCAUGUAUAUUCUUUUCAUUUUGUACAUGAGUAGGUACAUAUUAAAUCAAGCACAAAGGUCAAAAGUCUUUAUCACUCAGCAAAAUAAACAGUACAAUAAAUAAGGUUAAAAUUAUUUAACAAAUUCGUUGUAUAAGUUGUAAUCUGAAAAUCUACUGAUAACUUUCAGCUUAUAUCAGUAAAAAUCUCCCCUUCCUGAGGCCCAUCUUUCUAAACUAUUGACCUUUUUAUCAACAAAGUUUUAGUAUAAAACGCUGAAAUUUUGUAUUGAUAAUUCACUCUUAAAGCUGGUAUCAGUGCUAAAUACUUACUUAAAAAUACAUACUAAUAUAAAGUUUUUUUGAAAAUGGUUGGUAUCGUAGGUAAAUAUGUAUACGAAAAGAAUGAAGGCUUUGAAGAAUUUAUGAAAAAAGUUGCUGGUACUGCUGGAGCUGAUUUAGCAAAACAUGUUAUUCAAAGCAAACCGACAUUCGAAGUUGGAUUUGCAGAUAACAAGUAUACUAUUACUGUUUUUAAUGGUGAUAAAAGUACAGUUAAUACAUUUGAACUCGAAAAAGAAUUUGAUGAAGUCUUACCACAUGGUGCUACCAGCAAGACUGUUGUCACUAAGAACGGUGAUAAAUUUACCUUUGUCAGUUCAUUCCUUGAAGACAACACCUUAACACGUGUCUAUGAAUUCACAACCGAAGGAGUCACUGUUCACUUGUCCGAAAAGAAAUUUGGAGGAAAAGCUAUACGCUAUUACAAACGUGUUUAAUUCAUUUUUUAAAUCGACAUUAUUAUAAACUAUAUAUUUUUUUUUUGUCAUAUUUAAAAUGAAAUAAACAAUAUUUUUCGAACAAUUGUUAAUUUUUUAUUUAUUUAUUUUUCUUAAAAAUGUUAUUUACCUCAUAAACUGUUCCUCAAAUUUCGUAUAAUAAUAAUAAUCAUAAUAAUAAUAGUAAUAAUAAUAAUAAUAAAGUAUCACAUUAAAUAAAAGGAAAAAAAAAAAAAAUGUGCUAUACACAAAUAUGGGUAUCAACGUGACUUUUUGGAUAAUAACCAACUUGAUCGUUUUUUUUUUUUCUUAUUUUAUAACUUAAUAUUUUACCAUAAUAAUAUUUUUUUAUUUUAUUUUUUUUCCAUUGAUGUUUAAUAAACUUUUUAAUGCAAAUAUAAAAAAAAAAAAAAAAAAUAGAAACACAAAAUAAAUACAUAGUUUAAGCUUAAUUAACUUCUACAAAUGUUUUUUUUUUUUUUUCUUUCUUUUUUUUAUUACUGUUAUAUAUUUUAAGUUGUGAAAUAUUCUUGAGACAAACAUUUCGAUUUGAAGCAAAUUAUUUUUUCGGAAAAAAUAUUAGUCAAUCGAAUUUGUUUAAAUUUUUUUUGUUUUUUUUUAAAUCUAUUUCACCAACUGAACAAUGAUUUUUGUUCGAUUAAUGGAGUCUUGAGAAAUGGGUGUAUAAAAUUAGAAAAUUAAAAAAUGUGAAUAAAAAAGAAGAUACUAAUUUUUUAUCUUGUUUUUUUUUUUUCAUUAUUAAUAUUUAAAAUUCCUUUUGGAUUUGUAAUUUUAGACAAUUGAAUAUUCUUGGACUGUUAACCUGGGUUGCCAUUAAAAUUUGCGUCAAAAGAAAAUUAAAAUUAGCAAAUAUUACUUGUAAAAAAUUUGAAAUUGAUUUAAAAUUUUAAAAAACAAAACAGACAAACAUGAUAAAUUCAGACGUUUGACAGCCCAGGAUGGUUAAUUGAGCACCACAAUAAAAUAAUAUGACUUCUUGAAAUAAUUUGCACUCGAAUCGUAUUUUAUUCGAAAAUUUAAAUUACCACUAUGCCAGUAAUAACAUUUAAAAAAAAAAAAAAAAAAAAAAAGCAAUUAAAUUAUUUACAUUUGGAUUUUCUGAUUCCGUCUAUGAAUUAAUCAUAAUAUAUAUUUUCUUUUCCUUUUUUUUAUUCUUUGCAUUCUAAUGAAAUAGUUCAUUUUUAAUAAGCACAAUUUCAUUACUCUUAAAUCAUUGAAAAGUUUAC